AUGAAUGAAAGACUUUUUCGCCUACCAUUUGAAUCAAAUGAUGAUGAGCUUGGUCCGUGGGAUGUUUUGCUCAGUAAUGAUGCAAUUGCAGAUAUGAGAAAAUUAGAGCCCCUUGCAAUCAAAGCAGUUAUGGAGAAACUAAUGCAAAUGUCAAGCGGAAAAUGGAAUAAGUAUGGAUUGCAACAUACUGUACAAUCUUGCAUUGUACCUAUUUAUGAGGUGGAACUUCCAGAUUAUGGUGGCUUGAAGAUUCUCUGGCAGGUCGAUUAUGGAUUCUCUAUUCGUAAAAAUUCACUCAUGCAACAUGUGGCGAUUUGGACAGUCACUGUAAACCAAGAGCAAAUCAACGAAAUAUUAGAAAAUGUUUCAUUACUUCAUCAAGUCUACACUCCUGAACAUAAAUACCGGUGCACAUUGCAACAACAGAUUGGCAAAGGUAAUAUCAUUUUACCAUCCUUUGGAGAUGAAGAAGCAACAAGGUCUACCCAGAGCAGAUUGAGGUGGAACCAAACAGAUGAUGAAAAUUUGUUAAAGGUUCAUGAAAUGCUUGCCACAAAUAAAUUUGUACCAUUAUCAAAGAACUUAUUUAGGUCACUUGUCAGGGGUGGUACCGAUUUUACCUUUCAGGUAUCUAAGCUUGAGUAUGAAAUUAUUAACCAUCCUUCAUCAGCAAUUGUCAUUGGUCGUUCUGGAACUGGAAAAACCACAUGUAUUAUGUUCAGACUUCUUGGUUCAUAUCUGACUAGUCAACUCAAUGAGAUGCCAUCUUCAAAUGACAACAAUGCUAAUUCUCACAAAAGGCAAAUAUUCAUUACAUUGAGUGAAAACCUGUGCUGUAGAGUAAAAGAAUAUUUCAACAAACUGCAAGGGUCAGCAAAACUUACUAAUGAAAAAAUGUCUAUGGCUCAAUUUUAUGAGAGCGUAAAUAGAAAAGGUUGUAGUAAUAUUGAUGUGAAAAAUGUGACAAAACGGGGAAAGGGAAAUAUUGUGGAUUAUACUCCAAACUCAUUUCGUCAACUGACAAAAGGCCAUUUCCCAUUGAUAAUUACCUACAAAACAUUGAUUGAUAUGCUUCUGAAAACUUAUGACAUUAAUCUACCAAAUCCAACCAAAAAACCAAAUUUUGAUACAGAUGACAAUGCAUCAUGGAAACAUUUUGUAGACUACAGACUCUUUGCAAAAAAAUAUUGGUGUCAUUUCAAUGAUUAUUAUAGAAAGAACUUUGAUUGUGGGCUGGUCUUCUCUGAAUUUUCUAUCAUUAAGGGCUUUGAUUCUGAGGGUGAAUACCUAUCAAGGGAAGAUUAUCAAGUCAUCAGCACUAAAAAAUUCCCAACAUUUUGCUAUAAUCGAGAUGAAAUUUAUGAUUUAUUUCUAGAAUAUGAAAAGAAGAAGACCUUGAAUUUUGACUAUGACUCAAUAGAUCUGACUAUUAAGAUCUUACGUCAUGCCAAGAAGGAACCACUUGGUGGUUUGCAAAUUCAUGAAUUAUAUAUUGAUGAGUGCCAGGACAAUAGCAUUGUGGAUUUAGCACUUAUUUUAAAGCUCUUUGAACAUGCUGACAACAUUUUUUUUGCUGGAGAUAUAGCACAAUGUAUUUCAAAGGGAUCAUCUUUCCAAUUUCAAGAUCUGAAGGCUUUGAUAUAUAAAUGGGAACUUGAUCGAUCCAAUCGACCUAGUGUCAUAAUGCCAAAGCAGUUUGAAAUGAAUAUUAAUUAUCGUUCACACAAUGGGAUCCUUAGACUUGCUUCAUCAGUAAUUGAUCUCAUCACUCACUUUUUUCCUGAGUCCAUUGACAAGCUGCCACAUGAGUGUGGUGAAGUUGGUGGUCCUCGACCAAUUGUUUUUGAAGGAUUAGAGGAUGGGAAUGAGUCAAGUAAUAAUGGAUUUGGUGCUAGGCAGAUCAUUAUUGUACGUGAUGAAGAAGCUAAAGAGCAUUUGAAGAAAAAAAUUGGUGAAGAAUUUGGAUUGAUAUUGACUGUGUUUGAGUCCAAAGGCAUGGAGUUUGAUGAUGUAUUGUUGUAUAAUUUCUUUGCUGAUUCACCUGCAUGUUCAAAGUGGCGAGUAAUUUUCUCUGCUUUUGGCAACCAUUCAAAAGGAAUUCAAAAAUUUUAUCAUGAGAAACAUUAUAUACUUUCUUCAGAGCUUAAAAAUCUUUAUGUUGCAGUGACAAGAGCACGUCAGAAAAUUUGGAUAUAUGAUGAAAACACUGUAUCAAGGGAACCAAUUUGCAUGUAUUGGGAACACCAUGGAUUGAUCAAUAUAAUUAAGAAUGUAUAUGGAAAUGAAAACUAUGUGGACAAAGAAGAGAAAAACAUUACAUAUCAAAAGCAAUCUAAUCAGGUAAAAAUUUCUCUGUCUACUUUGGCCAAGAAAAAGAAAAGCAGUCCACAUGAAUGGGAUCAACAAGGAGAGAUUUUUUUUGAAAGACAGCAAUAUGACCAGGCUAUUUUUUGCUUCAAGAAAAGUAAAAAUAAAGAGAAUGAAGAGCUAGCAGUAGCAUAUCUUCUUCAGCAGGCCUUCAUAAAAUGUUCACUACCAAUUGAAACAGCUUCAUGCUAUCAGGAGAUCGGUAUGCAUGAAAAAGCUGGUGAUAUUUGUGUAGAGUGGAAUAAGUUCGAGCAUGCUGCUAAUUGUUAUUCUAAAGCUAAAAAAUGGGAUAAAGCUGGGAAUAAUUUUCAAAAGGUGGGGAUGUAUAAUAAAGCUUUUGUUGCCUACAAAAAUGGUGAAUUUUUUGAAAAAGUAGAAGAUUUAAUUCAUAGUUACAGACAAGAGAUUGAUGAGAAUCUUAUUAGCACUCAUUAUCGAUCUGUUGCCAGUGGACUAUGCUUAUGUGGCAAGUUUGAAGAGGCCACCAAUAUUAUUAUCAUGAAUUUGAAAGAGAUCAACUCAGAAGACAUCAAUGUGUUAAAGUGCUUUGUACACCUAUGCAGAGUCAAUGUAAUAACAAAUAUAAUGACGGAUUUAAAUGUCAAACAGGAAGUGGGUAAACUUCUUUCCAAGGCAAAUGAUUUUCUAAAGAAAUUCAAAUCUGAAUCUGAGCAAUGGAAGAGCUUGGCAAAAGAGAUUCAAUUAUAUGUAGCUUAUUUAAAUCAAGACCUCAAUAAUGUUUAUGAGUGUAUGCAAUUCUUUAAUGGUCGCAAAGAACUUGUUGCUGAAUUUUGUGCAGUAAACAUAUGUCUGCAAAUCAUUCCUCAAUCAGCAGAAUACUGGCAUGAACAAUUGCAACGUCUGUUAAGGUUAUGUGAAUUAACUUUUGAUUUUAUAGCAUCAGAUCAAAACACCAACAAUAUUGAGAAAAUUUUUUUUGUAAAUAAAGUUGGAAAUUAUUCACAUAAAUGGAAUAUAUUUUUAGGUAAUCCACUUCUUCAUGUAUGGGAUAAAAUUCAACAUAAAAUCAUGAGCUAUUGGCAUGUUUAUGAUAUGAAUAGUUUGCACAUGAAAAUGAAGCAGUUCCUUGCCUCAUAUAUCUUUGAACUCAUCUGGGAUGUUGAUCAGAAAAGUAGAUGCAUUCCAGAUGUGAGUUCUCAUAUCUGUCAAUUUCUUCCAUCCUGUCAAAAAUCAGGUUGCAAAAAUCAUCAUGUAGUCCCAACACCAUUAAUUCUGAACCAACGCUUGAAACUUGCAAGUCUUACUUAUACUAUUAUUAGACAGUUGAAUGUGAUGUACAAUCAACAUGAGCUUCUUAGAGAGGAGCAAAGUAAACAAGUUCCUGGAAUACAAAGGAGGUGGGCUGAAAAUCUGGUUAAAUUUCAUAUUCGUUAUCAAUCACCACAGAUAAGCUGCCCAGAAAUAACUCAAAUGAUGCUUUCAGAACUUCCUAAACACACACGUUCUGGUUUUAUCAGCUAUGUUCAAAAUAUAUGGAUAACUAAAGAGCUCAAGGUUGACAACUUUGCAGCCAUGCUAAAAUGCAUAUUCAUUUUGCAACAGUUGAAAUACAAACAGGGCAUUAAUAUGUUUGAUUUGGAAAUGUCAAAAACAAAAAAGCUUUCAUACCAUGAUUAUUUACCCAUUGGUUUUGAGAAGUGUGGCAAUGAUCAAGCAAUUCCAGUUGGAAAACAACUUUCAUUAUUCUUUGAAAAUCUCUAUAAAAAUAAAGUCAUUCAUGCAAUCUCAAAUGCAAAAUUGUUUAUUAAGUAUGCUUUAGACAAUGCCAAACUAGUCCAAUUGGAUGGCCCUGAUGCUUUAGGUGAUCUUGUAUCUCUUAUGGAGUUUAAAGUAUCUUUGAUUUUCAUGGCUGGUCCUGAUCAUUAUGAUUUUUGCCUUCCUCGAGCAUAUCUUGUUAAUUUUUUUAAAGCAUUCACCAUGAAACCACUCUUCUUUAAAUUUAAUCAACAAAAUACUUAUUACAAAGAGGACUAUCUAGCUGCAAUUGAUCAUUCUUUUAAACAAAUUAAACAACUUCUGAAACAAAGGGGUGAUUUGAGUAUUACCCUUCGACUUAUAAGGCUCUUGGUUAUCAUCAGCUUGAAUGUAUCCGUUUUUGCACAGGAGAUCUUUGAUUUUUUCAACCACUUAAAUAAUAAAAUCUCUUCUCCUAGGGCCAAAAAAUAUUUCGCUGAAGACAGCUCACCUUUUCACCUUAUGAAUGUUUUGAGUGAAGACUUAAAUGAGAAUGGCCUUGACUCUCUGGUCAUUGUCCAUUAUGAUUGUGGAGGCACUUCCAAAUUUUUCAACUAUGAGAGCCAAGAUAUUAUAAAGCUUUCACACUCUUCUUCUAUUAAGGAAUUUCACUUUGCUCUUCAACAAAUCAUAUCACCAGUAGCUACCAGCUCCAUGUCUGUCACUAUUUUUAAUAAAGAUGAGGAUAAUGAGAUCAAAUCAUGGUUUCUACAUGCCAAUGAAUCUGCCACAAAAAUCCAAACUUGGAUUCGUCAUGCUCUUGAACAAAAGAAGUCUCACCAACUUCAAAAGAUUUACAAUGAAAUAAUAACUUUUUGUCAGGGUGCCCUGAGAAAGAAAAAAGAAAAGGCAUUACACAAAUAUAUCAUUCUCUUGAGAGAUCCAAUGGUGGAUGUGACUGCGAAGUUAAAUAAAAUGCAAAGUAAAAUGGAUGCAACCAAAGACAAAUUGAACAUAACCAAAGAUAAAUUGAAUAACAAUAAAGAUAUGGACAAAGUUGAAGAAUGUCUUAACCUGCUGGAAAAAUUCAAUUACACCCAUUAUGAGAAUGUUAAGCAAGCAUUAGAUUCACUGUCAACAACUGAGAAUACAAAAGAACUUAAAAAAGAAAAUGUUGAAUGGCUAGAAAAUAAAUUACAAGAGGCGCAUGACCUAAUUAAGCAGGUUUAUGAAUGGCUUGAUAAGUGCAAAGAUGAUGUAAUGAAAUCCGGACAAUUAUAA
Entrophospora sp. SA101 is the source of this 5343-nucleotide messenger RNA. The record is from the annotation of a GenBank genome assembly. Lineage: Eukaryota; Fungi; Glomeromycota; Glomeromycetes; Entrophosporales; Entrophosporaceae.